CCCCUCUGUAUAUUUUUCUCUUGCGCAGAAUUCAGCUCGAUCGAUCUCCGUCCCCUUGGAUCCUCUUCGAUCUGCAACAUACAUAAUAAAGAAUGGCGGCGGCGUUUACUUUGACGUCUGACAACCAAUUCGUUACACCGAUCACUUCCGGUGAAAGUUUGUACGUGAGCUUUUUCAAGCCUGUUCUGAAUGAUGUUCAAUUAUUCCGACAGAUUGCAUUCUUCUCAAAUGGUCUUACGACCGGUACGAUUGGCCCUUCCUCGGAAAAAUACAAGGCACUGCAAGUAUUCGGCGUCACGAUCGAGGGAGGCCGAUUGGUAGAGCUGGCUCGUGAGCUCAGAGCAAUAGAACAAGGAAACAAUGUGUUCGUUUAUGUGAACCGUCUCGGGCUCUGCUUAAUGUCGGGAAUCAAGCAUCCAUCCGUCAAGGCGGUGCGGAUCAACGAUUGCUUCGGCUGGUCCAAGUACGGCGUGACGGUGCCUCGAGACCUGAUCCGCGCGUCCGCCGCCGCGUGGAACAGGCUAGACAUGUUCAACGGAGAAACCGUGAUGGACGUGGGAGGAAUGGUGAAAGCCGCGGAGGAAGCGGAGGAGCUGCGGCGGAAACUGGAGGGGGAGAGGGUGGAGCUGAUGGUAUGCAAGAUGAAACUGGCAUUGAUGGAGGAGAGCGAGUCGCUUUGGAGCAAGCUGGUGGAAGAGAAGGACAAGAAGGUGGAGACGUUGGAGAGUCAACUUCAAGGUUUCAAGGCUGCCUUGCGUGAGUUGGUCGACCGUCGUAAUUAAGGACGGCCAGCAGCUCGGAGAAAGAGAAAUAACUACUGUUUGAAAACUAUCAUGAUCACUCUUUUCGAUCUACUUAUUAUUGUAUCAUGGACGUCGGAGCUCCUCCGAGAGCCUGUUUAAUUAAUAGUGUUUCUCAUCACUCUCUUCUACGUAUUGUAAAUGGUGUUUAUAUAUAUGUAUCGUGGUUGAUUGUUACAUAAAUAGUGGUCUAAUAAUAUAAUUAAAUUUAAAAA
This is a messenger RNA of Linum trigynum, 1015 nucleotides long. The record is from the annotation of a GenBank genome assembly. Lineage: Eukaryota; Viridiplantae; Streptophyta; Magnoliopsida; Malpighiales; Linaceae.